AUGUGGCGGGAUCAACUUGCAAGUACUACGCAGCGUACACAUCGUCUCAACAACGACAGAAGUCUUAAUUCUACGGUAGAUUGGAAUUCCACCACGCAGCAUAUCAGGGACGACAAUGACAAAAAUGGGAUCAUCUUAGAGGAACCUCUAGCUGACGGUCCAAGAAAGUCUCGAAGAAGGGUCUGCAUUGGCAUUGACUACGGAACAACAUUCACCUCGGUAUCAUAUCAUAUCAUGUCACUCGAGGAAGAAGAAAUUACAUUGCCCCAGGCCUGUGACAUCAAGACCAUCAGAAAUUGGCCGGAUGAUAGUAGUGGCAACGCUGAGCAAGUACCGACCGAGAGUUGGUAUCCGGAGGUGACUAUCAAACGAUGUCGCCCGUAUGAACAAUUCGACGAACCAGAAGACAUGAAAAACAGCAAAUAUUUUGUGGAAGACAUUGAUUCCCAUCACAUGAUAAGAGAUGAAGGAGAAGGAAAUGAAAAUGACAUAACUCCAGUCCCUAUAAUCGACUUGGAAGACGACUCGUCUGAAUUCUUUUGGGGUUACUCAGUAUCAUAUCAGAGGUACCAUUUGAAUUCCCAACGCGAUCCUAGCAGGCUCCUGCAGCGACCAAAAUUGAUGAUGCUUAGCACAGAAUACACAGAGCAGGAUCGAAAACAACUCCGUCAGCAAGUCCAACAUUUGGUCAAGGCCGGAGUCAUAAGGAAAUACGGGAGAAGAAACGUUUCAGACAUGCGCGAUGUCCGGGAUAUUAUCACCGACUUCCUUGUCAAAGUCUUUGAGCACACUAAGAAACAAUUGGAAGUCAAUGAAGAUUUUGACGAGGAAUGCUCCGUCGAAUUUGUGCUUGCCGUACCAACCAUCUGGUCUAGCCAAGCAUCCCGUGUACUACAGCUCUCUGUGGAAGCCGCAAUUCGUGCUUCGUCAUUCGGGAGCCUCGUCAACAACAGCUUGGUAAACUUAUUCAUCGUGCCAGAGCCCGAAGCAGGAGUCACUUGGAUGCUGCAGCGUAUGUCGACGACACCGCUUCGAGAAGCCAUCACCUGUCUUGAUGCUGGUGGUGGAACUGUUGAUUGCGCUACUUAUCAAGUUUGCAAUACUCAUCCAACAAGGCUUGGAACUGCGAUUCUUGAACCGACUGGUGACAAUUGCGGCGGCAGCUGCUUGAACGAUAAUUUCAGGAAGCAUCUGCGAUCACGAUUGCACUUCGAGAAAUAUCUCGUAUGCAACGACAAUACACUUGAAUCCAUAAUCAACCGUGCAGCUCGAGAUUUCGAAGCUUUUGACAAACCAAGGGCGGAUAUCAUGGCGAAGGCCUUCUUUCGAUAUCGUAUCGACCAUCUCAAGGGAGACCCUCCCUCAGCUUUUCCAGGCCUGACAGGUAGAAAGCGGUUCGAGAAUAACAUCCUAAUCAUGGAAAAGCAAGACUAUGAGGAGAUAUAUCUUCCAAUUCUCCGCAGAGUGUGGGCUGUCCUGAAGAAACAAUUGGAUGUAGCUCGGGAAAAGACCCUCAUGGUCAAAACCGUAUUUCUCAUCGGCGGGUUUUCUGCUUGUCCGUCGCUGAUAAGCGUCCUGAAGGCUCGACUUAUCAAGUACGAAAGGGAUUGUAACCUUCCCUACACAAUCAGACUUAUCGAAGACAAAAAGAAGAGUGUAGCAGCCGUUUCUGCGGGUGCUGUACUUCGUGCGCUUGAUAAAGCAAAUGGCCCCCCUAGAGUGAUCCAAUCCAGCUACGGUUUUCUUCGCCGAGAACCGAUCGAUCCCGAGAUUUUCGAGGGCCAUAAACAUGCAUACCCAUCAAAAGACCCAAAUGAUGGGGACUGGUAUGUGGACGUGAUCAACUAUGUUUUGCACAAGGGACAUCCUGUAUUAGCGACGCAAGAGUUCGAGCCAAUAAAGAUGCUACAUAGUUUCGCUGUCGAUGAAGACGAAGAGGAGGCUAAAGUUGACGGUGCGCCUCCGAAGUUGCUGUGUCAUGAAUUGCUUUACGUGUCAGACACUGCAACUGAGUCUCAUUUCCCGUUCAAAGGCUUCAAGAACCGUGAUGUGCAGCUCGUGGGCCGAGUUGUCACAGACAUCACUUGUCUGAAAGAUCAGAAUCUUCUCGAGAUUGUGGAACCCGAGACCGACCAUGACGGAAACCUGUGCGGAAAGCGCCACUAUAAGGUCGAGUAUGAUCUGGUACCCAUGAUUAGAGGAAGAGACUUGAUCUAUGAAACCAGAUGGCCGUCCUCAGAUGCUUUGGCUCGGGUUGAGAAUGACCGCAAGAAACGGCGACGGUUGCAGAAACAUGAGUUCAAAAAAACGGCACAGAUCAGUAUCGCCGCAGCUUUCAUGCCUGGCACUAGCUAG
Molecule: messenger RNA, 2355 nt
Organism: Mollisia scopiformis
Lineage: Eukaryota; Fungi; Ascomycota; Leotiomycetes; Helotiales; Mollisiaceae
Exons: 8
Coding region: 1-2355 (784 amino acids)
Source: RefSeq, a predicted model, not a curated record